CAUUUACUUUUCUUAAGUAUUUAUGUUAUUAAACAAUUGGCUAGUAACAAGGGCUCUAUAUAGAAUAAAUAUAGCGCCUUAGUGAUAACAUAUCUAAAGAAUCACAUGAUCUUGAGGUCGGACAAUUUUGUGCAUAGACAAGAAGAUAAAUUGAUACUAAUUUUACUAAUUUUGCUUAAAUCAAAAUAAAAUAAAUAUUUGAAAUAAAAAAAAAGUAAUUCCUCAUUAGUUUAGUAUUUAUGAAAUAAUUAAAAUAUUUUUCAAAUGUUUUCUUUAAAAGUAUCAAAUACAUUCUUUAAUUUAUUAAAAAAUAACCAGUGUAACAAUAUUAUUGAUUUUAAACAACCAUUUCAUAGAUGGCUUGCUCCUACACUUAAAGAAUUGAAACGUAGAAAGAAUAAAUUAGACCCCGAAAAGCCAGUUCAUCGUAAACAUUUCCUUGAAUGGAAUUAUGAUACAGAACUUUAUGCAUUUAGUAAACGUCUUGGAGAACGUUUUGAUAAUAAUCUUCUACAAAGUGUAUUUACAGAAAGAUCUUACAUUAUAAAUGAAGAAGAAAAACAAAAAGAAGUUGGUAUUGAAAAACCACUUAUUGAUUUAAUUGAUAAUAGAGAAUUGGCAGAAAAAGGUUCUUCAUUUAUUGAUGAUUUUGUUAAGAGAUAUUUACGUACUGUAUUUCCAAAAUUACCAGAAGAAGGCAUAUUGGAAAUUCAUAGAUUUCUUACUAAUAUUGAUACACUUUCUAAUGUAUCUUUUCAUAUAGGAACCUCUGAACUUAUACUAUGUUCUGAUUUUCCUGUAGAAAAAUCUACUUUGGCAAAUGUAUUAAAAGCAUUAGUAGGUGCAAUAAUUGAAAGUUCUGGUGAAAAUCAAGCCGCCUUAUUUGUUCGAGAUUUUAUUUUAACACAAUUAGCUGAUAAAGAUAUUCAUACAAUUUGGAAGCCUGAAGACCCCAUUAAAUUGCUUAAAGAUAUUUUAUCGAAUGACGGUAUUGAUAAAAUUGAACCAAGACUCAUUGGACUAGCUGGCAAAAAUACAAUAUUAGCAUGUUUUAGAGUGGGUUUAUUUACACUACCUGUUAAAAAAAUGAUCGGUCUUGGUUUUGGAGAAACAGUUGACAUUGCAUUAAAAAUGGCUGCUCAAGAUAGUUUACGCCAUUUGUUUAAUACAUUAGAAACUACUCUGAUUCCAUUUAAUUUAGAACUCAAUCAACUAUGUUCCAGUACUGAAAGUAAUCUAUUCAUUAAUGAAUGGUCACAAAAAAAGCUUCCUGUGAGACCAACUUAUUAUAAAUUGCAUCAAUUGAAAAUAACAAAUAUAAACUAAUUUGAUUACAGAGUUAGGUUUUAUGUAACUUUUUUCUUAAUAAAUAUUAUUUUACAAAAUAUAUAUUAUAUUUUAAAA
This is a messenger RNA of Daktulosphaira vitifoliae (grape phylloxera), 1404 nucleotides long. RefSeq names its product 39S ribosomal protein L44, mitochondrial (gene mRpL44). Gene Ontology annotation, biological process: RNA processing. The record is from RefSeq and is a predicted model, not a curated record. The transcript is spliced from 6 exons. Lineage: Eukaryota; Metazoa; Arthropoda; Insecta; Hemiptera; Phylloxeridae. Gene Ontology annotation, molecular function: ribonuclease III activity; double-stranded RNA binding. The coding region runs from base 265 to 1326 and encodes 353 amino acids.